AUGUCUGAUCCCAGUCUUUUUUGUAGGGAUCCUCCUCUCGGAACAGCGGCGCAUCCGGCGAAACCGAGAGGACUGCCGCAUAACACCCCCCCCAUGAGUCGUAUUUGUGCGGAAACGGCUCUUAAGCACUGGAAUAUUCAGCGAAUGUUUGUAGCUGCGCGACGUGAGAAGGAAAAGGCAAAAUCGAUGCAAGCCCACCUGGAUGCGCUCCUCACGGAGAAGAGUAGUAGAGAGAAGGAACUUCAGGCCGCCAUUGCUUCCUUGCCAGCCCCUCACGAAAUCGAAGCCCUAAAGACGCGAUUGCAUGCUGCCCGUGAACAUAAACGGAGCUCAGCGAAAAAAAUCAACGACUCGGAUACAUAUUUCACAGAUGUUUCUGCCAGGACACACGGGGAAUAUCGCGGUGAGGCGAGACAAAAUCGAGAAUACAUGGAAUUGAAGCGUUCCACCAAAGUUCUUAAGGAUGAAGUUUCCCUUUUAAAGCUACAGCUACAGGAGUUGACCGGCAAUGUAAACAAGAAUGAUGUAUGUAAAGACGCCACGGAUCCUCCUGGCGGCGGAAAAAAUGUUGUUGAGUCUCCAAAUGUUUUUAAGGAAAUUCUGGAAUUAAAAAGGGAAAAGGAAAUGUGGAAUGAGCGGAUAAGAAAUGCGACGGCUGCCUGGCACAUGGCAACGAAGAGAGAAGCCAGACUCACCCGACUCUUGGAAACUUUAAAACGAAAAAUGGCAUGCACACCUCAACCAUCAAGGAAUCCAGCGAAGUCCAUGAAAAAGAAGGUGAAGGAAAGCCCCGCAUUGGAGGAGGUUGCUGCUGAUUCUUUCACUCCUCUAAAUUCAGUGAAUUUUCUUGCCGUAUCGGUGAGUCACCAGCCCGAAGAAAACUCCGCUUCAGAGCCCCCAACCCAAACCCGAGAAAUGGAAUUGUCCCUUCGGAUCUCAUUGAAAGGAUCUCACGAUCAGACACAACGAGUUUCCUUUUUGGGAAUGGAUGACGACAGGAAUUGCAGCUAG
Trypanosoma cruzi is the source of this 1011-nucleotide messenger RNA. RefSeq lists its product as uncharacterized. The record is from RefSeq and is a predicted model, not a curated record. The transcript has a single exon. The coding region runs from base 1 to 1011 and encodes 336 amino acids. NCBI's taxonomy places the organism in Eukaryota, Euglenozoa, Kinetoplastea, Trypanosomatida, Trypanosomatidae.